Diabrotica virgifera virgifera (western corn rootworm) is the source of this 597-nucleotide messenger RNA. Its product is annotated as zinc finger CCHC domain-containing protein 10. The transcript has 2 exons. The record is from RefSeq and is a predicted model, not a curated record. Gene Ontology annotation, molecular function: zinc ion binding; nucleic acid binding. Bases 142 to 528 code for a protein of 128 amino acids. Lineage: Eukaryota; Metazoa; Arthropoda; Insecta; Coleoptera; Chrysomelidae.
CUUUUUUGACAGGACAGAUGUUUUUUUGACAGAUCCUGAAAUGUUCAUUCAUUUACAUGAUAAAUAAAAAUAAACCAUAAAAAUAAAAAACAGAAGUCCAAUUCAAUUUAAUAAUAAUAGGAGUUUUGGAGUCCUUUAAAGAUGACUUUGGGAAACCAUUCAAAAGCAUAUUUCGGUCAAAAAAAAACUCCAACGUAUCCACCACAAGGAGUCCGUUGUCAGAAAUGCUUGGAAUAUGGCCACUGGAGCUAUGAAUGCAAAGGAAAAAGAAAAUAUGUACACAGAUCUUCAAGAACACAAGUAUUGAAAAAGAAACUAAAAACUAAGGAAGAAACGACUGUCAAUAGUAAUGAAGCUAAUACUAAUAGAGAACAAUCCUCAAAAGAAAACAAAUCGAGUAGAAAUAACAGUAGUUCGGAAGAUAGCAGUUCUGAUUCAGAGAGUUCAGAUUCUAGCAGCAGUGACAGUAAUUCUAGCAGUAGCAGUUCGUCUGGAAGUAGUUCGGGAUCAGAAAGCGAUACGGAUUAAUCAUAUAUUGUAAUUUUGAUAUUCAUUAUGUGUAUUUUAAUGUGAUUUAAAUAUAAUUUAUUCAUUCAA